AUGGUCAGGCCUGCUCGCCCGCCAGAACGAGGCCUCGCCGCCGCCUGGCCCUCUCGCUCUCUCGCUUCCGCCCGAGAGUGGAUCCGCACCCGCUCCCACGAGCGCCUCCUCUUGGUCGGCACCCUCAAGGCCACCAUCGCACUGUGCCUCCUCUGCAUCCUCGCCUUCUCGACCAGCUUCGCCCGCCUCAACCCGUACCCUGUCACGCUCAACGGCGCCUUCCUCGUCGUCGUCGGCGGCUAUCCUGGCGGCACCACCGGUCGAUGCUUCCAGGCCUUGCUCCUCGGUACGGCCGGUCUCGGCGUCGGGUGCCUCGUGUACGCGAUCCUCGGCGAGCUCGCCGACUCGCCGACCGGUCAAGGGUUCGUCUUUGCGAUCUGGGUCUAUCUUGCGGCACUCGUCCGCUUCGGCGGGCCCAAGUACAUCUCGUUCUACCUCUACGGCGUUCUCUUCUCGUUCAACGGCAUCUACGGCACGGUCGAGCAGGGCUAUUUCGACCGCCGCUUCUUCCUCGCCAACUUCGAGGCGUACGCGUGGGGCAUCGCCAUUGCACUCGGCGUCAACGUCCUCGUGUGGCCCAUGACGUCCGAGUCGGAGCUGCGCCGCCUCCUGGUCACGUCGCUCCAGCACGUCGCGACCCUCGCCCACCUGACCUGCAAGACGUACGCCCGCGAGCUCGACCGCGACGAGCUCGACGUGCGCCAGGUCCUCGUCAAGGAGCUGCGCAGCGACUACCUCGCCCUGUCGGCUCGCCUCGAGGAGACGUCGUACGAGGUCGUCCUGUCGAGCUGGAGCCUCCAUGGUUACGCCCAAAUGAUCCGCGCCGUCCAAGGGCUUCAGCAGGCGCUCAUCACGGCGUCGUCUGCCAUGGACCUCAUCUCUCAACUCGACCCCGAGGGCGUCAACAGCCGCCACCUCCUCGCCGAGGCCGAGACGACCCGCACCUUUGCCGACUUUCGCCACGGCAUCGACCUCGUCAUCGCCGAGAUCGUCGACGAGCUCGUCGGCGCCAAGGGCGUCCCUGUCGAGCACGACCCGGCCCUCGACCAGGACUCGGCCGAGGCGCCGUCUGACCGUCAAGGCGGCAGCGUCGGCGAGCCCCAGGGCCCAACGCCCGCCGCCGACGCCGACGAGCGCCUCGGGCACGCGCUCCACACGACGCCGACGCCGUCGGCCGCGCAGGAGAAGGUCCUCACGGUCGCCGCACGGCUCAAGCGCGAGGUGCAGGAGUCCGAGGAGCGGCAGCGCCGCCUGCGAGGGCGCAACAGCAGCUCGCGCUCGGCGAGCGCGUCGCGCCCGGGCACGCCCAGGUCGACGCCGGCAUCGGGCACGGCGACGCCGACUGGGUGGGCAGGAGCGAGCGUCGAGGAGCUCGAGGCGCACCUGUCGCGAGCGCGCAAGUCGUCGUCGUCGAGGACCCGCACCGAGGCCGAGCAACCCCUUCCCGGCGAGGAGGCGGUCCCGGAGAAGAACCCGGCGCGCACGACCGACCCGGAAAAGGCGACCGCGCCGGCCGACCGCCAAGGUGCCGUACCAGCUCGAGCCGGCGUCGUCGACAUCUUCCGCAAGGCGUGGGACGCGUUCGCGCGAGCGCAGCAGACGGCGCUCGUGUCGCUCAUCAAGGACGGCGCGCUCGAGGUCGACGACGUCCUGCGCAUCGAGAGCGGCAUGCCGAGCAUCAAGGAGCAGUACGCGCACCGCCUCCCCAAGGCGUGGACGUCGUCGCUCAUCGCCCAGACGCCGCUCGCCCGCCUGCGAUCGCGCGGCGACACCCUGUCCAACGUCGGCGCUGGCGGUGCCGGCGACGACGACAACGACGACGACGACGACGAUGCGGCCGACGAGGUGCCCUGCUCCGAGGCCCUCACGAAGAGCUACUCGCUCCUCUUUGGCCUCGGGCAGCUCACCGAGGAGCUCGCGACGCUGCACGACAUCGUCGUCGCGCGCCAGCCGCACCGCCGCGUGCGCUUCUUCAUCGUCCAGAUGGUCGUCGACUCGGUCCGCCAGCUGUUCCGCCCGCGUGACGGCAUGAAGCUCCAGGAGGCGCUCGCCGUCCUGCACGGCAAGGAGUACAAGCCCGAGGAGAAGUCGCGCCUUUCCUACCUCGUCCGGGCCGAGCGGUGGUUCUGGGGCCAGCGGUCGCUGUACGCCCUCAAGGUGGCCAUGGGCGCGACCAUCUACACCUUGUUCGCCCUCGCGCCGACGCUCCAGACGCACGUCUUUCUCCCGUUCGGCCAGGUGUCGGCCCUCAUCACCGUCAUCGUCGCCAUCGCGCCGACGCUCGGCGGCACCCUGUCGACCUGGCUCCUCCAGAUCUCGGGCACGGGCGCAGGCGCCCUCGUCGGGCUCGUCGUUCUCGAGAUCUUCCGCAACGUCGGCGGCUACGACUACAACCCGUUCGGCAUCGUCGCGCUUGGGUCGCUCUGGUUCGCCUUCUCUUCGUACAAGUUCCUGCGGUACCCGGCCAAGUACACGCAGUCGCUCCUGUACGUGACCGGCUUUGGCGGCAUCUGCCUCCAGGAGUUUGUCUACAACGACACCCCGGGCGAGACGCGCCGCUUCGACAGCCCGGGCCUGCGCUUCGGCUACACGAUCGCGUCGCUCGCCAUCUCGAUGGGCAUCUCGGCGGCGUUCCAGCUCCUCAUCUUUCGCCAGCCCGCCCGUCACCGCCUGCGCAUCCAGCUCGCCGAGGUCAUGUUCGCCCUGUCGGCGUACAACUCGCUCCUCCAGGCCUACGUCAACCUCGUCGCACCGGCCGACGAGGCGCCCGUGCCGCCGCAAGACGCUCUCGCCCAGGUGCAGCGCGACCUCAUCAAGCGCGAGGGCAAGGUCCAGAGCAUGAUCCUCGCGCUCGCGCCCACCUUCGAGUUUGCCAAGGUCGAGCCUAAAUGGUGGGCUCCUUUCCAGGGCGAGCUCCUCCUUCGCAUCAUCCGCAGCCAGCAAAUCAUCCUCGACCGUUUGCGCGAGGCGAGAACGGCGGUCGGCUUGCGCGGCUUCAACGAGACGGUCCACCGAGAUUUCGCCAACGUGCUGUUCCCGUACCGCCUCCACUCGCAGCGCCUCGCUCGCACCCUCUUCUACCUCGGCGCGACCUCGUUACUCGCCAAAACGCAGCUCGCCCGCGACGUCCCGUCGUCCAAGCCUACGUGGGCCUCGUUCGAGCGCGACGCGCUCGUCCUGAGCCGGAGAAUGAGCAAGCUUCCUCGCGGCGAGGAGGAGCUCAAGCGGCCCGGCUUCUUGCGCUACUGGUUCUACCUCGUCAGCCUCGGCUCAGUCAGCAGCGAGCUCGAGGAGCUCGAGAAGCACCUCGGCGACGUUCGGCGACCCCGACGUGUCCAACCCGUACAUAUCAUAGACUUGUCGCCUCUGCGGCCCCUCUCGUCUCGCCGUCUACCGUGCCGCGUCGACGUCGUCGGUGCCCUCGCGCGCUCGAACCCUUGUUGUCCUCCCUCCUCUUUGCGCAUCUUUUCCACCUUCUGUAGAUCUGUUUAGACGUCGUUGACAAGCACAUGAGCCUCGUAUCGC
Rhodotorula graminis WP1 is the source of this 3525-nucleotide messenger RNA. RefSeq lists its product as uncharacterized. Bases 1 to 3492 code for a protein of 1163 amino acids. Lineage: Eukaryota; Fungi; Basidiomycota; Microbotryomycetes; Sporidiobolales; Sporidiobolaceae. The record is from RefSeq and is a predicted model, not a curated record. The transcript is spliced from 9 exons.